Messenger RNA from Corylus avellana, 2016 nucleotides. Its product is annotated as protein NRT1/ PTR FAMILY 3.1. Gene Ontology annotation, cellular component: membrane. Gene Ontology annotation, biological process: transmembrane transport. NCBI's taxonomy places the organism in Eukaryota, Viridiplantae, Streptophyta, Magnoliopsida, Fagales, Betulaceae. Gene Ontology annotation, molecular function: transmembrane transporter activity. The record is from RefSeq and is a predicted model, not a curated record.
CGAGUUCCCGGCCACUCUAUAAAAAGGGGUUCUGGGAAGCACUAGAAAAGUAAUUAAGAAGAUGGAGGAGAUCAAAGGAAGCCAUGGCAGGAGGCGAAAGGGAGGGUUGGUCACAAUGCCUUUCAUUUUUGCAAACGAGGUUACUGAGAAGUUGGCUGUGGUCGGAUUUUCUACUAAUAUGAUAAGCUACUUAACAUCUGAGCUGCAUAUGCCAUUAACCAAAGCAGCUAACACCCUCACCAAUCUCGGAGGAACUGCAAGCUUGACACCGCUGAUCGGCGCCUUCAUCGCCGAUUCAUAUGCCGGUCGGUUCUGGACUAUAACCGUUGCUUCCAUCAUAUACCAAAUAGGGAUGAUAAGCCUGACACUCUCAGCAGUACUCCCACAACUAAGGCCACCACCGUGUAAAGGAGAUGAAGUUUGCAAAGAAGCGGAUGCAGGACAGGUGGCUAUACUUUACGUAUCUCUUCUGCUAGGAGCCCUUGGAUCCGGAGGGAUCCGACCCUGUGUGGUGGCAUUCGGGGCAGACCAGUUCGAUGAAACGGAUCCUAAGCAAAACACCAAGACAUGGACCUAUUUCAACUGGUACUAUUUUGUAAUGGGGGUAUCCAUACUAGUGGCUGUGACAGUGCUUGUUUAUAUUCAGGAUAACAUUGGAUGGGGUUGGGGCCUUGGAAUUCCAACCAUUUUCAUGUUCAUGUCAAUCAUUAGUUUUAUUUUCGGGUACCCGCUUUACCGGAACUUGGAUCCGGCUGGGAGUCCAUUUACCCGGUUGGUACAAGUGUUAGUUGCUGCCUGCAGGAAGAGAAAUUUGCCUAUGGUUUCUGAUCCCAAGUUACUAUACCAAAAUGACGAGCUUGAUGCCUCUAUUUCCAUGGGUGGGAAGCUUUUUCACACUAAGCAAAUGAAAUUUUUUGACAAGGCAGCCAUUGUGACGGAAGAAGAAAAACACCUCAAAUCUGGGCAAACACCAAACUUAUGGAGGCUGAACACCGUUCAUCGAGUGGAAGAACUAAAGUCGGUGAUCAGAAUGGGGCCAAUAUGGGCUGCAGGGAUCCUCCUCAUCACAGCCUACGCACAACAAAACACAUUCUCACUCCUGCAAGCCAAAACCAUGAACAGGCACCUUACAAAGUCCUUCCAAAUCCCUGCCGCCUCCAUGUCCGUCUUCACCAUGCUCGCCAUGCUCUCCACAAUCGCGUUUUACGACCGUGUUUUCGUUCCGGUAGCCCGCAGGUUCUCCGGGCUCGACCGGGGCAUCAGCUUCCUGCUCCGGAUGGGAAUCGGGUUUGUCAUCUCCAUAUUAGCCACUCUAGUCGCCGGGUUCAUGGAAGUGAAGCGCAAAAACGCAGCUUUAGCACACGGGCUCAUUGAUCACCCGCAUUCCACCAUCCCCAUAUCUGUCUUCUGGCUUGUGCCGCAGUAUAGCCUUCAUGGGGUGGCUGAAGCUUUCAUGUCCAUUGGGCAUCUCGAGUUUUUCUACGACCAGGCUCCAGAAAGCAUGAGAAGCAGUGCCACGGCGCUUUUCUGGCUGUCAAUUUCAUUUGGGAAUUAUUUAAGCUCGCUUCUUGUUUCCAUGGUGCACAAGUUUACUGCUAAGCCAGAUGGAUCAAACUGGCUUAGAAACGACAACAUAAGCAAGGGGAAAUUGGAGUACUUUUAUUGGUUGCUCACGUUGCUGCAAGUCGCUAAUUUUAUUUACUACUUGUGCUGCGCCAAAUUAUAUACAUAUAAGCCUCUCGAGAUCCCAAAAAAGGAAGGUACUGGGAGCUCUGAAGAAGAUCAUGGGGUGGUGGAGCUUGCAGAUCGGGUUUGAUUAGUUGCAGUUUUAGGCGUAGUUGGGUCCAUAAAUAGUUUAAAUAUUGCCCCUGUUUUGCAGUGUCAUUUCUACGAAAUGAUUAUACUUGUAGAGAAAAAUGAGGGGAAUAACUAUAUAAUUAUGUCGUUUGAAUAAUGCGAGUUAACGUAAAAUAAAGGAUAGAAUGAAACAAAAUAUUAUUAGUAUAAUGUUCCAAA